UUUACUUUCAAUCUGUGUUGAUCUUGAUCUUAUAAGGAUUUUAGAGUUGAAGGCUGAGUUUGGUUUGUUUCUCAGUGAAUUGUGGGUAGAGAUAUGGCAUCUCAGUCAGCUCGUGUUCCAGCUGAAACUGCAAGCGAAAAGAAGAACCUUCCGAAGGAAAAUAAGAAGAUGAAUAAUGAUGCAAAGGUUAAUGAGCCUAUUAAAUUUGGCUCUCAUGGUACUAAAGAACCAAUUAAGGAGGAAGGGAAAAAAGUUCCUGUUACCGCCCUCCGGAAGGAUGCAGUUGAGGACUGGCCCGAACCUAAGCAGAUCCAUUCUUUCUACAUUGUAAGAUAUCGGAGAUUUGAAGACCAAAACCUGAAGCCCAAAUUUGAUCUGGCAGAAAAAGAGCUACAAAAAAUGAACAAAGCAAGAUUUCAGCUUAUUGAAAAAUUGCGAGCCAGGAGGGCAGAACGAUCAGAGUUGUUUGGUCAAAGGAAAUCUGUGAGUGCUGAGAAUCAGGAGUUUUGGACAGUAAUCGAAGGGAAGAGAAAGGAAAUAAAACCUCUGCAGGAUGCCUUGGGAAAGCUCCGUGGUCCUAGGAAAGAUGGUCGAGAAGGAGGUGCUGGUCUGUGUUCAUCUGAGGUGGACCUUGAUAAUCUUAUCAAGAGUCUGCAGUACCGCAUUCAGCAUGAAAGCAUUCCUUUGACAGAAGAGAAGAAAAUUCUAAGAGAAAUUAAACAACUUGAAGGAACAAGGGGAGAGAUUAAAGAAAAUGUAGCUCUGAGGGCACAGAUUCAGGAUUCAAUGGGUGAAAAAGAAUCAAUCCAGAAGCAGGUCAAGCUUAUAAGUGGUGGACUUGACGGGGUUCAUAAGGAGCAACAGGCAGUUAAGGCCAAGAGGAAGAUACUAGAUGAACAGCUCGAUGCCAAUACCAGCCAGAUUAAAUCUUUGGAUGAGGAAUUGAAGGAAAUAACAAAGAAGAGGAAUGCUGCUUUUGUACGCGUUCAGGAAUUGAGAACUCAACGCGAAGAAGCGAAUGCACCAUUCUACAAAAACGUUGCACUGUUGCAAAAGGCAAAAUUGCUAGCAGACAAGAAGGAUGUUGAAGCCCUUAAAGAAUUCUCACUUACUGAGGUCGAUAAAUUCAUCUCCCUAUGGAGUGGCAAGCCCUUUAGGGAUGACUAUGAGAGGAGAAUUUUGGCAUCACUUGAUAUAAGGCAGUUGAGCAGGGAUGGCAGGAUGAGGAACCCUGAUGAGAAGCGUCUUGUGUUACCACAGGCGCAGACUGUUUCACAGCCUGAGAUUGUUGAGAAAACUACUGUGAAACCGUCAAAGGAAGAGUCACUGCCUGCUCAGAAAGUAAACAAGGAUAAGAACACCAAGAAGACGAAAGAUGCAAGUAGCAAAGUUACGGAUACUAAAGAGAAGAACACCAAGAAGCCGAAAGAUGCAAGUAACAAAGUUACGGAAACUAACUACAUCUUUGAUGUUGAAGAGGAGAUCCAUGGUUUAGAAAAGCAACCCAAGGAUGUGAAACCAAAACACAAGGAAUCUGAUGAAGCAAAAUUGAAGGAAAUGAAGAGAGAGGAGGAGAUUGUGAAAAAUCGACAGGCAAUGGAGAGGAAGAAGAAGUUGAAAGAGAAAGCAGCUGCUAAAGCAGCAAUAAAAGCUCAGAAAGAAGCUGAAAAGAGGAAACUCAAGGAAAUUAUUCUCAUCAUUCUACCAUUUGUUUCUGCUUUUACGUCGUAG
Messenger RNA from Solanum tuberosum (potato), 1731 nucleotides. RefSeq names its product proton pump-interactor 1-like. The coding region runs from base 94 to 1731 and encodes 545 amino acids. The transcript has 7 exons. The record is from RefSeq and is a predicted model, not a curated record. NCBI's taxonomy places the organism in Eukaryota, Viridiplantae, Streptophyta, Magnoliopsida, Solanales, Solanaceae.